GUCACUAACGAAUCAAAUGAAGCUGAAAUUGACCGCCUGAAGAAGAAGCUUCAACAGACAAGCGAGCUCGCCAAAGAACAUGCCGAUGCGCUUGACAAACUUCGUCCGGAGCGUGAUCGCCUGCAAAAUUUGUAUCGUGAAAAAGUGAAGCAAGUGGAAAAUCUGACGCAGACAGUUCAAAACUUGGAAUCACGACUGAACCAGUUGCGGCGCGAACUCCGUGAGGCCACCGACAAGCUAAUUGUUAGUGACGGAGAACGUGGCGCACUUCGCAAUGAAAUAGACAAACUGGAGCACGAG
Gongylonema pulchrum is the source of this 300-nucleotide messenger RNA. The record is from the annotation of a GenBank genome assembly. Lineage: Eukaryota; Metazoa; Nematoda; Chromadorea; Rhabditida; Gongylonematidae.